UGCUGCGCAUGCUCUCGGGAUGAAAUAACCGCUAAUCGGCGUCUAACCUUCGACGUUCUUCAACAUCUUCUAACACUUACAAUUUUUUUUACAUUUUCUUCCCCUCUCUCCUUUCUUCGACCGAUCUAACCAUGGCGACUAUGAUGCCAUUGAACCCUAAGCCUUUCCUGAACAGCUUAACAGGGAAGCCUGUGAUCAUUAAACUGAAAUGGGGGAUGGAGUACAAGGGAUACCUUGUGUCUGUGGAUGGUUAUAUGAAUUUACAGCUUGCAAACACUGAGGAGUUUAUAGAUGGCGCACUAACUGGUAACUUGGGGGAGGUUUUAAUAAGAUGUAACAAUGUGCUAUAUGUCAGAGGAAUAGAGGAAGAAGAAGAGGACGGAGAAAUGAGAGAGUAGAAGAGAGACGUCUAGUAGUGUUUGUAAUUUAGAGCUUAGAAAAAGCUUUGUGCUUCAACUUUAUUACUGUGAAAAGGCUAUUAGAUGAUGGAUUAUUUAUCUCACCUCAACUGCUCUCUCUAUGAGGGCUCUAUGAAAAAGGCCUCAAUAAUGUUAUUUGUGGCUUUUCAUACUUUCUGUUGUAUGACUGACAGCUUUUUUACUGUACAUAUUUACCAACAAAUGUAUAUGAAAAUAACAUGCAUUCAUGGUAUGUAGUAAACAGUACCAGUGUAAAAUAUACAUAACAUUAAAGGUUCUUUUGUUUAAUUUCUAAAA
Molecule: messenger RNA, 716 nt
Organism: Nematostella vectensis (starlet sea anemone)
Lineage: Eukaryota; Metazoa; Cnidaria; Anthozoa; Actiniaria; Edwardsiidae
Product: small nuclear ribonucleoprotein F
Exons: 4
Coding region: 132-398 (88 amino acids)
Biological process (GO): mRNA splicing, via spliceosome; spliceosomal snRNP assembly
Cellular component (GO): catalytic step 2 spliceosome; U1 snRNP
Molecular function (GO): RNA binding
Source: RefSeq, a predicted model, not a curated record